UAUAAUGAAAAAGUCGAUUUUUUAUAAUUCGAAUUUAUUGUUAUAACAGAAAAAUGGCUCUAAUUUAAAUACUUUCAUUUCAACAAUGUCUGUACGCCAUACCAUGUACUAAAUAAGCAAAAUACAUACGAUUAUGUAAAUAAAAAUGGAAUCGGAUAGAAUUCUAGUAGCUGCAGGUUUAACUGCAGCAGCAGUAGUAGGCGCGUUUAUAUUUUGGGGCCCGACGCCCAGCUCGGGAGGCGGCAGGGGUAGAUUAGCUGGUCUAGUAAACUUAGGAAAAACCUGUUUCCUCAACGCUAUAUUGCACGCUUUAGCAGCUUGUCCCAGUUUCAUAACGUGGCUGGAAAAGGACAAAUUUGUGAAAGAAACCAGUCUCAGGAGCACCUUAGCUACUGUAUUAUCAGUUGUAAAUGGAACAAAUAAAGCUGUACAAGACACUUAUGCACCUGCUGCCGUUAUAAAUGCUUUAAAACGAUUGGGCUGGGUAAUCCCAGCAGGAGAACAAGAUGCACAUGAAUUAUUAAACGUUAUUUUGACAACUUUAGAUGAAGAAUCGCAAAAAAUAGGUCGAAAGGCGGGGUGUUUAUCAGAUGCUUUAGGUAUGAACGAACUAGAAUUAGAAGACAAUCAAGACGACCAAGGUGGCGAUUUUGAUUCUUUAGGCAGCGUAAUGUCUUUGAACGAAUUGUGUAGGCCAAUGAGUGCUGGAUGGAGAGGUGGUGCUAUACGAAGGAAUCGAUGGAUUUCCAGAUCGUGUAGGGCACUGCAGAUGUCAGGGCCACCUCAACAGCCCACCAGUCAUCCUUUUACGGGGACGCUUACCAGUCAGUUGAGGUGUACUGAUUGUGGAUUUAAGUCUGCAGUACGUUAUGACAAAUUUGAAAGCCUGUCUUUGGCUCUACCGACCACCGGAGGUGAUCUUGGAUGGGGUAGGCACAAACUGCAUCAGUUGCUCACUAAUUUCGUCACUCCUGAGAUGGUAAACGAUGUACAAUGUGAGGGAUGUAAUAGGGAUAGAGAUCCAGGCAGGCCUCCUGUUCUAUCCAAGCAAGUUAAGAUAUUGAAUUUCGGGAAGUUACCAGUAUGUUUAUGUAUACAUAUUUCUCGCAAUACAUGGCAAGGCAGUGGGAUGUCCAAAAGACAGGAUUAUGUGCAGUUUCCAAUGAGAUUAUCGAUGUCCGCCUACACAUUUAUUCAAGUCCAUUAUCAACGAAAAUUCCUCAAUAGUUCGCAAUACACGAGCACUAGCGAGGGUGGUAGUCCUCUGUCUAGUAGCACGCCUCUUUGCUGGACGGGUAGUACUCUUACUGAUAUGGCGAACGAAUUUAAAAACGUUUAUCAAUUAGCCGCUGUCGUAGUGCACGCUGGUGAUGCACAUUCUGGACAUUUUAUAACGUACAGAAGGGGUCAUCAGAAUAGCAGAUGGUAUUAUACAUCGGAUGUCGAAAUAAGAGAAGUAUCAAUCGAUCAAGUACUCCAAAGUACCGCUUACAUGCUGUUUUACGAAAAAACAUCGACGGUCGGUAGUAUAUUUUGAAACGGAAAACCAAAAAAUUCCAUGUGAUUUUUUUUUAGCAUUUUGGGUUGCCGAAUUUAGUACUAUUUACUAAAUUUAUUCUUUUAGGUUAGGUUGACAUUUUGUUCCUAUUUAUUUGUUAUCGAAACAAAGAUUGUGAGCUUUUUUAUAGAAAAUUUUCCUGGGCUAUAAUCGUUGGUUUUUAAAUUUUAUUUUCUAACAAAUUGAUAUUUAAUGUUUUAUUAUAUUCGUUUUGGUGAAAUUUUGAAUUGAAAAAUAUUUAAUUUAGUUAAUUGUUGGUUGUUAUUAGAAUUAAUAUGGAGCAUUGGAGAUUAUAGUCUGGGAAAAUUGGAGAAAUCUUUGACUCGGUGCCAGUGGCGUGUAUCAUUCCUCUGUUUUUAUACUUGUUGAUUUUUCUCCAUUUUUUACACUGUAUUUAAUGUUGUUCAGGACUAUUUAUAUCAUUAAAUUCAGAUGAAUACUUUUUU
Messenger RNA from Psylliodes chrysocephalus, 2004 nucleotides. NCBI's taxonomy places the organism in Eukaryota, Metazoa, Arthropoda, Insecta, Coleoptera, Chrysomelidae. The record is from the annotation of a GenBank genome assembly.